GCCUGUCCUAAAUACGAACCUGGUGAGAUCAAAACACGCAAUAAUUUGCUGUUAUGUAUUUACUUAAUUUGCUUGUAUUUUGUAAACAAUAUUAGUGAUUGUUUCUCCGUCUUGUAUUCUUGGGUGUUAAUUGUAAACUAUUUAUUUGUCGGCUACAGUCAUAAUCGCUGCGAUUGUGCGUUGUGUAAGAGAUAAUAUUUUUUGUGAAGUGUUUACAUUCCUAUAAUAAUAAUAUUUUAAAUGAAUACCUGGUGAAUAGUGAUGGCAACUUUACCGCGUGUUAAUAAUUCGAAACAUGGAAGUACAACAAUUAAUAACAUUUCCUCUCCGUUUAGUUCUAGUCCUCGAAAAUUGCAACAGAUGGCGCUGCCUACUCAAGAAGCGCACGAUGUUACUUCCGUGAGUGGGAUCAGUAUGAAACAGUACGAAGAGCAACUCAGUAGUCUUAAAAAAGAUAAUUUUAAUCUUAAACUUCGAAUCUAUUUCUUGGAAGAGAAAUUGGGCAAUGGAUCUCCACCUGCAGAACAGGGAUUGCUAGAACAUAAUGUAAGGCUUCAGGUAGAAGUUGAAGAGCUUAAAAGGCAGCUCAAUGAUAAACAAGAAUUGUUGGCGGCUGCAGCAGAAGCUAUCGAUGUCUUGGAGAAUCAGGAUUCAGUUCAACAUCGUGAACAAGAAAACGUCGAGACACAAGAAUCUGAAUCGGCAGGGGAAUACUUGGCUGAAACUGUGAACUAUAAUGACAUGGAUCAAGUAACAAGACUGCAAAAAGAAAACCGUAAAGCAUUGCAAAUGAUAAAAGAGUGCAUGAAAAAGAUACAGCAACAAGAUAAACAGAUCAAGAAGUUAAAACUGGACAAAGAAGUAUCAUACGCCCAAGUCAGUGAUUCACAAAUAGAAAAAUACGAAGAAAUAUUGAAGUGCAAAGACGAACACAUACGGGAUUUGGAAAGUAAAGUGAGGGUCUUGCAAAAUAAUGCGGAAGAUGGACCGAACGGGGACUCAGGAAAUUUGCAGCAACUCUUGACACGACGCCUGCAAGGAAUGGCGUAUUUUUUGGAUAAACUAUUAUAUCAUAAGUGUGUCCUCGGUGAAGAUAAGAAAAAAUUAGCAGAAAGUAUACUGGAACAGAGUCUCGCGCUACCUGUUGGCUUAAAACUGGACGAGUCUAUAGCUCCUGAUGAAUUUACAUUAGAUGAAAGCAAUCUGGACAUAUCACAAUCUAUGAGAAUAGAAGAAUUAACUAUGAUGUUUGGUCACCAUAUGACUUGCAGCGAUGAUCACAAAUACUCGAUUAGUAGAACGCGGCCAUACCCUAAAGCUGAUAUUAUGUCUGAAUCAGAGUGCUGGUCGGAGCCGGAUCGAGAUGUCUCUCUAGCUAGAGUCGGGCUCGAUGUGUCAGGAGUUGUAGAAAGAGAAUCGGCAUCAGAUAAUAUAAAAAGGUCAAGACGCUCAAGGCUUUCCACGGGUCCUAGGACUGAAGAAAAUAAAACAAACAACCAAGCGGUAAUGAGCCAAUUAAAUGAUAUGACCGAAUAUUGCAAGAUAUUAAAGAAAGAAAACAGUGAGCUUAAAAACGAAAUAGAUGUGAAAACACAACAAAUUGAUGAAUUGACCAAUGAAAGGGACAGUUUAAGAAAUUCACUUGAAAAUGAGCGGGUAGGACUGAGUGAUGCCAAUAAGAGUAUAGAAUUGUUGAAGAAAACUGUUGCAGUACUAGAGUCAAGAAUAAGUGAUAAUGAACAGCGCCUUGCAGAUAAUGUUCAAGUUAUCGAGAAAAUGCGUUCAGAGAGACAGGAGAUUGAAAUGACAUUUUUGGAAACUGAGAGAACGUUACGCCGUGCUGCGGACGAGGCCACCAUUCAGGCUUCUCAAACCGCUUUGGAGAGAGCAAGAGUGCACCACGAUAAGAUGCGAUUAGAAAAAGAACUAGAAGAAACUAGGGACAAGCUAUCAGCUGCAUUGGACGUUAAAUCUCAGUUGCAAAUUGAAUUGACUCGUAAGAUAGCGAUGCAGGCUGAUAACAAAAUUAUUGAAGUGCAUGAACCCUUACUGUCUGAUGAAGAUAGGCCCACCUCUCCGGACCAGGGUAUAGACAGUGAUAGGUUAUCGAGCUUGGAACAUAAUGAUGGCAUAAACCUAUCACCACGUGCACUGUAUGAGGAGAAUGCGAUAUUGAAACAAAAACUGGCCCGAACCAAAGCCACCUUAGCAGAUACCUUGACACAGUUGAAUAUUGCUAAUAUGAAGAAAAGGGGUGUGCAACGCGCUAUUUGCAGAGAAAUACACAAAACGCAGGGAGUACUUCGUAAAGCACGGGACCACUUUGAACAUCAGAAUCAAUGAAUACUUGCCGAUUGAUUUUUACUGACGAUAACUUGCAUGUCAAGUGUUAUUACACGAUAGGACCAGACUACAUGUUGUUAUAUUUACUCUUUUAUCUUACAUCUAAUCAGACUCUAGUUAUUCCCAAAAUAACUAAUGUUAUUAUUAAAAAUAAAUGAGUUUGCUCUGUUAUUUUAACACUAUCACUCAACUAUUGACAUUAAAAUACUAUGUACCUGUGUUCCUAAUAUUCCUAAACAUAUUAUUAUGAUUAAUGUAGUUUUAUGACAUGAUUGUGUUAGGAAUCUCAAGUAAUGCUAGUUCCAUUAACUUUGAAUGUCUUUUAAGAGUAUAUUUUGUUUGCUCUGAUUUGGUCGCAAACGGAUUUAUUAAGAAAACAUAAAAAGUAACAAGAACAACUACUAGUGUAAAUACUGUAUUAUGUUAUGAGUAAAGAAUUAAGUUGUGUCUGUGUUAGUAUUAAUUUAUCUUGCGUUUGUUUUAAUUUUUAUAAUAAAUCAGUUACUGUGCUGUGAA
This is a messenger RNA of Leptidea sinapis, 2859 nucleotides long. RefSeq names its product centrosomin (gene cnn). The transcript is spliced from 11 exons. Lineage: Eukaryota; Metazoa; Arthropoda; Insecta; Lepidoptera; Pieridae. The record is from RefSeq and is a predicted model, not a curated record. Gene Ontology annotation, molecular function: gamma-tubulin binding; calmodulin binding; microtubule binding. Bases 262 to 2343 code for a protein of 693 amino acids. Gene Ontology annotation, biological process: positive regulation of microtubule polymerization; establishment of mitotic spindle orientation; chromosome segregation. Gene Ontology annotation, cellular component: microtubule plus-end; microtubule organizing center; perinuclear region of cytoplasm.